Molecule: messenger RNA, 1044 nt
Organism: Paramisgurnus dabryanus
Lineage: Eukaryota; Metazoa; Chordata; Actinopteri; Cypriniformes; Cobitidae
Gene: ube2e1
Product: ubiquitin-conjugating enzyme E2E 1
Source: RefSeq, a predicted model, not a curated record
UCCCAUAUGUCUCACUGCGCUUUUAAGUGCGCGUGUGUGUGUGCGCGUGAGAGAGAAAGAGACUGCAGCAGCACUUCCGCUCUGGGAGACACGCGCGUCCACGGACACAAACCGACACAAAGAGAGAUCGGGAGCAUGUCGGAUGAGGACUCGCGCGCCAGCUCUAGUUCAUCCUCCUCAUCCUCCUCCACCCAUCAGCAGCAAGAUAAAGACACGCCUGGGAAAAAGAGAGACAAUAAAGUCAACAUGAGCAAGACCUCAAAGCUUCUGUCCACCAGCGCGAAGAGGAUUCAAAAAGAGUUGGCUGACAUCAUGUUGGACCCUCCUCCAAACUGCAGUGCCGGUCCAAAAGGAGACAACAUCUACGAAUGGAGGUCCACUAUUCUGGGUCCUCCAGGUUCAGUGUAUGAAGGAGGAGUGUUCUUCUUGGACAUCGCUUUCACACCAGACUACCCCUUUAAACCACCCAAGGUGACGUUUCGCACCAGAAUCUAUCACUGUAACAUCAACAGUCAGGGUGUGAUCUGUCUAGACAUCCUGAAGGACAACUGGAGUCCAGCGCUCACCAUCUCCAAAGUGCUCCUGUCUAUCUGCUCGCUGCUCACAGACUGUAACCCCGCUGAUCCUCUGGUAGGAAGCAUCGCCACGCAAUACACAACCAACAGACCAGAACACGACAGAAUAGCCAAACAGUGGACCAAACGUUACGCCACAUAAUUCACUCCAGCCGCGUGGCCUCCUGGUGGAUGUCUGGGGGAUGAGGGAGGGAGGGGGGUGGUGGGAUCCAGCUAUAUAGGGUAAAAAUACAGGGUGGAUUUUAUGAUGGAAUUAAAUUUUGUUUUCUUUAAGUACUUUUGUUGUUUUAAGUUGUCCCUUGGCUCAAGGUAGCAUCAUGGUUUGACCAAAAUGGAUCUUAUUGUGUGUUUUCUUUGUCUUCCUAUUGUAAAUUGAUCUUAGUUGUCAAAUGAAUUCACAGCAUGAGCCCUACAGUAAGAUUGUUUAACAUGUUUUCCCUACCAAUAUUAAAGUUAAGAUUGGUGUAAA